AUGAUAAUUCCAACAUUAAUUAUACAUAGUAUCUAUGUGCCCCAAUGGUCUUUAGUUGAACUAACUUAUUUCGCCAUUACAACCAAUCAUUUGAUUGGUCUAGGCGAUCUUGUACCUUGUGUCGAUCUCUACGGGCAAACUCGAUCGACAUGUGCUACGAUCAUAACAGUAUAUGUGAUUAUUCAAGUAAUUACGGCUAGUCUUCUCACAAACAUGUGGUUUAUGUUUCUGCAACAGAAUCGUCAAUUCUUAUUACAACGACGGCAUCAUUCGGAUCCACUAGCUUAUACGAAUGAUAGUAAAAGGAUUACAAUUCCUGUCAAUGAUGAAUACUAUUCGAAUGUCUUUGCCUAA
This is a messenger RNA of Adineta ricciae, 354 nucleotides long. The record is from the annotation of a GenBank genome assembly. NCBI's taxonomy places the organism in Eukaryota, Metazoa, Rotifera, Eurotatoria, Adinetida, Adinetidae.